AUGGGCAAUCUCGUUUCGCAAUAUUUCGGUGGAGGGUUCAAAAAAUCGAAAGUAAUCGCAACAAAUUAUGGCGAGAUAACAGGCCAGUCGAUUCAAAUUGAUGGCAAUCGCUUUGUAAAUAUAUUUCUUGGUAUUCCGUUCGCAAAGCCACCCGUUGGGGAAUUGAGAUUUCAGAAACCAGUUCCACCGGAACCGUGGGAUGGUGUGCGCGAAUGCAUCAAACACCCGUGUCGUGCGCCUCAGCAUGAUUUACUGGUUGAAAAGUUCCUCGUACGAGUUCCAAUCAGCGAAGAUUGCUUGUAUGUGAAUGUGUUUGCGCCCGAUUGGGAUUACUCACCAAAUGAUCAGGAGUUCCCUUCUGAUUCGCAAGAUUGA
Anisakis simplex (herring worm) is the source of this 375-nucleotide messenger RNA. NCBI's taxonomy places the organism in Eukaryota, Metazoa, Nematoda, Chromadorea, Rhabditida, Anisakidae. The record is from the annotation of a GenBank genome assembly.